UCUAGCGAAACAGCUGGUCUGCUUUGUGUUGACAAAAAUUGUUUUUUAUUGGCGUUUGUUUUUAAAAGCAAAAACAUGCUAACUUCCAUGGUUAAGGAGCACCACAAGGAGCAGGUGAAGCGGAAACAAGAGCAGGAGGUGCGACGCAAAGAGGCCAUAGAAGCCUCCAAUGAGCUAACCCAAUCCCUGGUGGACACCCUUAAUGUAGGCGUGGCGCAGGCCUACUUGAACCAAAAGCGUCUGGACGCGGAGGCCAAGCAACUGCACAUGGGUGCCACCAACUUCGCCAAACAGACGCACCAGUGGCUGCAGCUCAUCGACAACUUUAGCAGUGCCUUAAAGGAGCUGGGAGAUGUGGAGAACUGGGCACGCAGCAUUGAGGGGGACAUGCAUGUAAUAAAUCAGAGCCUGGAGCUGGCCUACAAAGCCUCGCGAGCGGCCCAGGCUACAGGUCCUCCUGUGGAGGCCUCGACUUCAGCCUCAGCAAAUGCCACAUGAGAAUUUAUAGGUUUCUUCUCAAAGCAUUUUGUCAGAUGAUUCAUAAUUGGAAUUAUUGUAUUCUACUCGUAUACAAACGAGCGCUUAAUCAGUUAGUCUACAAUUAAAUAAAAUGAAAAUUAAGAGUAGCCAGAAUUAUCUUAACUGAAA
Molecule: messenger RNA, 648 nt
Organism: Drosophila rhopaloa
Lineage: Eukaryota; Metazoa; Arthropoda; Insecta; Diptera; Drosophilidae
Gene: Blos1
Product: biogenesis of lysosome-related organelles complex 1 subunit 1
Exons: 2
Coding region: 76-498 (140 amino acids)
Biological process (GO): endosomal transport
Cellular component (GO): BLOC-1 complex
Source: RefSeq, a predicted model, not a curated record